Dalotia coriaria is the source of this 2672-nucleotide messenger RNA. It is a transcript of the gene Ey, whose product is annotated as paired box protein Pax-6-like. Lineage: Eukaryota; Metazoa; Arthropoda; Insecta; Coleoptera; Staphylinidae. The record is from RefSeq and is a predicted model, not a curated record. Gene Ontology annotation, biological process: regulation of transcription by RNA polymerase II; anatomical structure development. The transcript has 9 exons. The coding region runs from base 452 to 1822 and encodes 456 amino acids. Gene Ontology annotation, molecular function: DNA-binding transcription factor activity, RNA polymerase II-specific; RNA polymerase II cis-regulatory region sequence-specific DNA binding.
GCCGCUCGCAGCGGAGCGAGCGCGUGAUGCAUUAUCAGUCGGUCGCUGCGAUCAGGUGCUUGAGGACGGAGAACGCUCUCCGCCGAAGACACACACACACACACCGGUCAAGCGACGACGUGAAUACUACGCGCGCGGUCAUCUCAUUAGUGACGACUCAUUAGUCGUUCAAGUGUCCGUCGCGCCGCACGCGCGCACCCAACCACGUUUCUGUGAUAAAUCGAAAGUACAUCAAUUGUCAUCACGUUGCUUUUAAACACACAGUGAACGCGGACAUUUUUUAAGUGUAGUGUAAAUAUUGUGAAUAAACCACAAGAGCCAUAAAGUCAUAAACACACAAAAUCAAUUUUAUUGAAGAAAAAGUGCAAAAAAAUUAUUCACCAUUCUGCCGGCACAGCAAAUAGGUGCCACGGUGGCACCAUGGCCCACGGCCCUCUCGUCCGUGGACGACAUGGCCCACAAAGGUCAUAGCGGUGUGAACCAGCUAGGCGGUGUUUUCGUCAGCGGGCGUCCCUUGCCGGAUUCCACACGGCAGAAGAUUGUCGAGCUGGCGCAUUCUGGUGCUAGACCAUGCGAUAUCUCUCGUAUUCUUCAGGUCUCGAACGGAUGUGUCUCAAAAAUUUUAGGAAGAUAUUACGAGACAGGGUCGAUUCGCCCGAGGGCAAUUGGCGGGUCGAAACCACGCGUCGCCACCGCCGAAGUAGUCUCAAAGAUUUCGGGGUACAAACGCGAGUGUCCUUCGAUUUUCGCAUGGGAAAUCCGCGACCGAUUGCUGCAGGAAGGCGUCUGCACCAAUGAUAACAUACCAAGUGUUUCAUCAAUUAAUCGAGUCCUUCGCAAUCUGGCAGCGCAGAAAGAACAAACACAAGCGCCGCAGGUGUCGUCAGGGAACAACGGUGACACAGUCUACGAUAAACUGCGAUUACUCAAUGGUAGUCAGAGUAGUUGGAGACCCUCGCCAUGGUACUCAGCAGGAGGGAAUAGUCCAUUUCCAUUGCAACCAUUGAGUCCACCGCCGACAAUUCUCCCCGAUGAUCUGCACGCGAAGAAAGUAACAGAUUUGGACGGUUUGAAUUCAGAUGAGACCAACUCCGGUGACAAUUCGAAUGCGGGCAGUUCCGCUGGUCCUGACGACGAUCAGGCCCGUUUGCGUUUGAAGCGAAAACUGCAAAGAAACCGGACGUCAUUCACCAACGAUCAGAUUGAUAGUUUAGAAAAGGAGUUUGAAAGGACGCACUACCCGGAUGUCUUUGCCCGGGAGCGGCUGGCGGCCAAGAUUGGCUUGCCUGAAGCACGGAUCCAAGUGUGGUUUUCGAACCGCCGCGCGAAAUGGCGGCGUGAGGAGAAGCUGCGUAAUCAACGUCGUGGUGCGCCAGCUCCUGCUGAACAUCCUGGACCAGCUGCGUCACCACCACGUCUGCAGAGCUUCAAUCAGACUUCUAUGUAUUCGCCUAUUCCGCCGCCGAUGUCAAUUGCUGAUUCAUACAGUGCACCGAUGUCAUCAAUGGGUUCAUUUGGUCAUAGUGGUUUGAACACCGGCAUGGGCCCAUCCCCUGGCGCGUGCCUCCAACAAAGAGAUAGUCCCAGCAUGGGCGGCGCAAUGGGUGGCUAUUGCAUGGGCAGACCCAGCUACGACCUCGGCAUCGGCUACGGUUCGAGACCCUCACCUUGCAGCCCUGCCCAACCGUAUCAAAUGAACGGGCAUCAGUACAACACCAACGGAUCAUCUUCCACAGGAUUGAUAUCGCCGGGAGUUUCCGUACCUAUAGCCGUGCCAGGCCAGCCGGACAUGUCCGCUCAGUACUGGCCCCGAUUGCAGUGACCUUGGUGGCCAUAAGCAGAUUUUUAUAAGGACACAAAACCACAUUAUCGUACGGAGAAUUUUCAAAAUGAUGUAAAACUUGAAUGUGCAUUAUUAAUAUUAUUGAAAGCAGAUAAUCCAAGAUGGAUGCCAUUGUUAGAUAUGAUCAAUUUGAAAACUUGGCGUUUUGUUUAGUUCUGAGACCAAAAUCCGUAUUUUUUUGUUAGUAUUUAAAUGAGAAGAUGAAUAAUUUUAGUAGCAAUAUUAAAUUAUUACGUAAUAUUUAUAAAAAGAAAAUGAUCAGUGUAUUUGUGACUGACGUUUGAGUUGAUUCAAUCCAAAGAAUACGAUUUUGUAACAUAAUCCUCGACUUGAUCCUCAUUAAAUGAAUGUGUGUUAAUUUUAUCAGAUAGUACCUACACGCUUUGAAUAAGCAAAAUGAAGCACACUGUAAAUAAAAAUCUUUGUCGAUUACAUUUGCGCUGCGUUCAGCACAUUCGAGGAGCAGUUUGGCGAUAUGAUAUGUAUAGAUAUGAGAAAAUGAUUGUAGAUAUAAACACAUAUCUUAUUAUUAAAAGUAUGAGCAGUAUGUCUCCCAUGUUUGACCACGUUUCCAUUGUUUCGAAAUUGGCACCAAGAUGACAUUUUAACGGCCGCAUUUAUUUAUUUUUGUUCACUAAUGUUUGUGUGAUGUGGAUUCAGAUUGUUUCAAUUGAUUUUAAUGUGUAUAGAUGAAGACAUUGCAGAAUUCUGCAACAGAGCAAUGAUAAUUUUCUAUGUCCAAUUUAUUGUCAUUCAUUAUAACGCAAUCGAAUCAUUUGUAUCGAUGUAAAAUUAUUUCAAUCAAAUACAAAUACAAAUUACUACAUUA